Messenger RNA from Arachis duranensis, 964 nucleotides. RefSeq lists its product as uncharacterized. NCBI's taxonomy places the organism in Eukaryota, Viridiplantae, Streptophyta, Magnoliopsida, Fabales, Fabaceae. The coding region runs from base 248 to 964 and encodes 238 amino acids. The record is from RefSeq and is a predicted model, not a curated record. The transcript has 2 exons.
ACGACGCCGUAUAGGUGUUACUUAAUAUGAAAAACAGUUUUCUCCACCAACACAAACACUUCGUCUCUUCUUCUUCCACCCUCUGAGUUCUUCUUCAUCUCCCCAACAAUGGCGUAGCCGUAGGGUUGUAUGUGCUGGGUUAACAAAAAUUUGAGAGAAGAAGUCAUCUGAUCAGAAGUUGUUGUUGCUCUUCCCUUCCCUUCCUUCACCACAAAGACGAGGUUCUGACGUUGUGAUCGGACUCAAGAUGGAGGAGAAGUUGGACAUCAUGUUUCAUCAUGGGGGUGACUUCAAAAAAAAUGCAGAAGAAAUUAUGAUAUAUUCUCCGGACAAUAAGGCCUGUUUAGGUGAUCUAGACACUGAUACUCUGGAUGUGUUCUACAUACGGAACUACCAUAAGGAGCUUGGGUACAAUGACAUUAAACAGUGCUGGUGGCAUGUUCCUGGAAAAUGUUUGGAGAAGGGGUUGAGAAAUGUAAACAGUGACAAAGAGAUAAGAGAGAUGGUGAAUUGUGCUAGGACAAAUGAGGGAUUGAUUGAUAUAUAUUUCGAGCAUACAGUGUCAGUGCCGGAGGUGUUAGAGGGAGAUAACACAGUUGUGUACUUGGAUGAUCAUGGUGGAGAAGGAUGUAAUGCAGGUACAGAUACUGAUGUGAGUCCUCCAGUUACAGAGACUCAUGCAAUCAUAGUUGCUCCUCCUAUCCCUAAGGUUGUACCCAACACUUCUUGCAAAUCUAGUCCCAAAAAAAACAGAACAUCUCCACGGCAAUCACAACCAUUACACUCCAAAACUGCCAAUCCUUCCAAGACAACCAAACCUGUGAAGAAGACCAACUCCCCAAAAGUCACCAAGCCCACCAAGCCCACCAAGCUCACGAAGCCCACCAAGCUCACCAAGCCCACCAAAAUCAGCCAGCCUACGAAAUCCAGUCAGAACACCAAAUCAGAUAGGAGCAAGAAGUAG